GGUCGUAUCGGAGCCAACACCAAUGUGAGCAAGUAGAUACGCACGCAGCAGCAUGGCAGAAGCGGGGAGAGACACCAUUCCAAACGUCUCCUUCAGGAACAUAUUGGAGCUUAUCGCCGAGGUACAGCUGUGCCGCGAACAAGCGCGGCUGCUGGUCGCGGGUCGUUUGCUCGCCGCGGUAGACCGAUACCUGGCCUCCGGCCAGCACGCAGGGAGGCAAGAGGUGAAGGAAGCUCAUGCUCUCCUGGGAGGGGAGCUCAAGCCUCUGUUCGAUGAAGUCAGGCAACGGGCUGCGGAGUGCCAAUCUUCUUUGGACGAUUGGCAAUCGCCAGACUGGCUGGUGGCCCAGACAUUUAUGGGCAUCACAACGUUCUACAAGGUCGACCCGGAUGGGUCGCUGUGGAUCAAAAUGCACGGCACGAUGGACGACGUGACGAUCAUGGACCAGCUUGCGGUUGUCCGGGAGGUGGACCUUUUCAACAAAUGGGUCCCCUUCUGCGACACCUCGAAGCUCCUCAAGCGCCUUGGCAUUGUGGAGCUGCUCGUGUACUUCUCUAUGUCGAUUCCAGGAGUCGGCAGGGACUGUGUGCUUCACGCCUACGGCUGCGACUCGGUUCUGGAAACCGGCUGCGUCCUCAUUCAGGGGCGAUCUGUCGAGGAGGUGCCAGAGGGGGUGGAGGUCCCACAAGUAAAGGGUUGGAGACACGCUCGGAUGGACGUGCGGGCGUUCAGGGCAAAGGUUGAAGUGCUGUCGCCAACUUCGGCAAGAACAUCAAUCGUGGCCAACGUCGACCCCAAAGCGCCUGUUCCGAAGUCUGUGGUGAACUUCGUGGUGCGCAAGAUGGCCGGGAUGUUUUUGUACUGCCUGAAGCAAACCGCGAAAUGCAUUCGCACGGACGAGGGUAACUGUCACCGACGGAGGAUCGUGGAGGACAAGGGAUUCUACAAGGAGUGGCUCUUCCCUCGUUUCGAACGGUUUUACCGCCGACAAGGUUGGACAGUUGACGAGGAGCUUGGAGGCGGGGAGCCCGCCUCCAAACUCAGCGACGAGCCCACCGGCGGUGGGGCCUGGUGCCCCAAUGGCAAGACCAUGUCGUUAUCCCAUGGAACCUGCACGCCUUUUAGGCGGAAGGCAGGGUCGCAGCUGAAGAACAGUCUCAAGCGCCUCAAGACGACACGGCGAUCAAAGCCAACCGUUACCGCUGAAGCGCCGCCGCCACAGGUUGAGAAGCUGAGCAUCGAUGCAAGACUGUUGGAAAAGUGGCAAGCAAAGAGAGACAGCAGGCGCAACCAAACCGCGGGGGCAAGACUCCUUGGGUCGAUUUUGUUUGCCGUGUGUGCGGCAUGGGUUCGUUGGGCUCUCACAUCAGAAGAGAGAGCGGCUGCACGUGUCAGAGACAUCUCUUGGUUCGUUUGUGUCGCUACCGUCCUCCUCGCGACCGGCCUCUGCCUCGUCCUUUGAACUUUGAACAGGAUGGUGGAUGUUCAGCACGCUGUGUGUGCACGGGUACCGUGGCGUGCGCGGCACGAAGAAGGUCUGUCCGCCUCGCAAUAACUUAAGUGACGAUGUGGUGCAUCGUGCGUCUUUGGAAACUUUAUCCGCAGAGAGUUGUCAAAAAAAUGUACAUACAGAUAGACCGUUUACUGUUAGUGGGAAGUCAUGAUGAGGUUUGUUUGUUGCGCUACCUAAACAAGAAUAUAUCUUUGUUCCGGAUCCUUGCGAUGAUAUGUUUUUUGUCCAUUUUCUCGUGUACUUGCGGGACCGAUGCACAUACCCGGUACCGUCUGGCCCAACGGUACGCGACAUGCAGGUGUCUCCUUGGCCAUUGCGGAACGUGAGUGUCGAAGUGUCAUUGGCAAGAGCAGAGUCUCGGUUUUUGGUGACUCUGUUGCGGGACUUCUUCUGUAGUCGCUCGUGUUGUCGAUGGCGUAGCUUCCUUUAGGCGGACGAAUUUGCACAAGGAUAGGCGUCAAUCCGCAACUGAUGAAGGGCUUGGCAAGUGUCUGUCGUGUACCAGACGAACACGUGGCCUGACUUGGCGUGCUCUUCGACGGAAAAUACUUGUUAGAUUUUAGACGUCCUCAAGAGGAACCCGCGUGCUCAUCGACGACCUGGAGACUUGGUGCCGGGCUGUGGUUUGAUUUACCUUCUAUUGCGUGCCUUGCCAGUCAAUGUCUUCUAGCGAAGUGUCUUCAAUCGCGCAAUACCCGCGCUAGCCGGUUGGUCACUGAGGGCGUCGUUUGUUAUGAAGAGAGAAAUGAGAUAUCGAAUAUAUGUUCUAUUAGUCAUGAGUUUUACAACAGGCGGAGGAGGCAUUAAACGGACUUUCGAAGGGAAACUCGAC
This is a messenger RNA of Ectocarpus sp. CCAP 1310/34, 2345 nucleotides long. The record is from the annotation of a GenBank genome assembly. NCBI's taxonomy places the organism in Eukaryota, Phaeophyceae, Ectocarpales, Ectocarpaceae.